Trichoderma asperellum CBS 433.97 is the source of this 408-nucleotide messenger RNA. It is a transcript of the gene DAD4, whose product is annotated as DASH complex subunit dad4. Gene Ontology annotation, biological process: attachment of spindle microtubules to kinetochore. Gene Ontology annotation, cellular component: mitotic spindle; DASH complex. The record is from RefSeq and is a predicted model, not a curated record. NCBI's taxonomy places the organism in Eukaryota, Fungi, Ascomycota, Sordariomycetes, Hypocreales, Hypocreaceae.
GUAAAGCAGCGGUUGUUUAUGAAGAUAAAAUGGAAAGCCCGCACGAGCAUCAGCAGAACCUGCUGCUAUCGCGCAUCAUCACCAAUGUGGAAAAACUGAAUGAAGCGGUUGUUGUGAUGAACAAGAGCCUGCAGGAGAUAAACGUCCAAAACAUGAACGUUGAGCUCGUCGCGCAGAUGUUUAAAAACUACCAGUCCAAUGUCCUAUUCCAUCUAGAAGCAACUGAUAACCUGAAGCCUCCGUCAUGAGAAAUGCUGGCGCAAAGUUGUUUGACAUAAGGGGAGUGGCUAGUAUGACGGGAAGCAUGGAGAGACAGGCUACAUACGUUCAAGAUACCUGUAAUGCGCGAUGCAUAUAACACAAACAAAAAGAAGAAGAAAAAAAUAAUAAAAAAUUAUUAACAAUUUU